CUUGGCCUCCUGACCGCCCUGCAGCCGCCCCCAGCGCGCGGGCCUCCAUAUCCACACCAGCCCUGCCAUCACCUGCCCUGCCCUCCUCAGUCCUGCCUUCACCUGUCCUGUCCUCACCCAGCCAUGUCUCCUGGCCUGACCCUACCCUCGGACAGCCCUGUCCUCCUCACCUGCCCUGUUCCUCACCCAGCUCUGCUCCCCUACUGGCCCAGCUUUUGCCAGGCCUUGUCCUGCUACCUGGCCCUACCCUCACUUGACCCUGUCUACCUUGGCGCUAUCCUCCUCACCUGCCCUGUUCCUCACCCAUACCUGUUGCCAGCUGGACUUGCUUUUGCCAGGCCUUGUCCUGCUACCUGGCCCUACCCUCACUUGACCCUGUCUACCUUGGCGCUAUCCUCCUCACCUGCCCUGUUCCUCACCCAUACCUGUUGCCAGCUGGACUUGCUUUUGCCAGGCCUUGUCCUGCUACCUGGCCCUACCUUCACCCGACCCUGUCUACCUUGACGCUGUCCUCCUCACCUGCUAUGUCCUCCUUGGCCAGGUGUCCACCCUGCAGGUCUUCCCUCCACUAGUCUCCCUGUUGUCUGCAGGAGGUGACCUGGGCCUGUAUGGUGACUUCCAGGGUGUCAUCUGAUGCCAUCUCCAGGUAGCAAUAGCCAGAUCUCAAUGUCAUUACAGAACACUAAUUGGGCAGGUGGCACAGAUUCCACCCCAGGGAAAAAUAUGCUCCCCUGGAGGUGGGCAUCCCAGACCAUCCCCCUCCCUGUGAUGUGUGGCACUAGGCUCUGGACAAAGAGCUGGACCACAAGUGAGAGAAAGGACACAACAGAGAGAGACCUUACACAGAUGGCAAGGGAUUGCAGAGGGAGGGCACAAGAGUGAAAGAAGAAGCCAUAAAGCAGCAGAGAGAAGCAGAUGGAGAAAUCUAGAAUCGCAAACUCCAGAGAGGCGAAGGACAGCCACACAGGGAUAUGGACAGAACAGGGGAGAGACCUCAAGCUAUCUAGAGAGAUGAAGGUCAUAGAAAGAGACAGAAUCCGGGAGGGACCACAGGCAGAGUGUGGGAGCAGAUGACAGAUUAUCUGCAGGCAUGGCAGAAGGCAGCUGUGGUGCUGGGAUAAGGAGAGGGGUAACAGGUGACAAGGGGAGCCCAGAGGAGCACCUUAGAGAGGAGGCAUCCAGAGCAUGGGAUUAGGGGCCUGUAGCAGGCAGGGCAGAUGGAGAGUGUGGAUGGGGAAGAAAGAGGCAGAAAUCUGUGGAGAUUGGGGACAAAGACUGGGGAGAAAGACUGACUGGAGGUGAAGGGAGUUGCAGGACUGGGGAAGUUCAGAUGGAGGGAAGGAAUAGAGGGAAGAAAGGGAGAAACCAGGAGAGGAGAGGGAAGCAAAGGGAGCAGGAUGCCCUCCCGUGUGGGGGUGGUAUGGAGCACAGUAGAGCUGAGGAAAGAAAUUGCAAAACUACUGCCCAUGAGGCUUGUGUAUUUUAAAAUUCUAGAGGUAACAGGAUAGCUCCCUUAUCCAGCCCGAAGGCAGGGACUGAACUCAUUGUGUCCAGGGUCACCCUCCUUCCUUUUCCUGAUUUGCGGUGUCAUGUAGGGAGUGUAGGAGAUAGAAAGGGCAAUUAAAGUGUUUUUGCUUUUGUCGGGCUGAAUGCAACAGUGACCACUCAGCAGAGAGUUCUUCACCUCUAGUCACGUAAAUGUGUGGGGAUUUCUCCCCACCAACACAGGGUGUCUGUGCCACCUGCCAAAUCACUGUUCUGUAAUGACAUUCAGAUCUGGCUGCUGCUACCUGGAGAUGGCAUCAGAUGACACACAGCUUUCUCCUACAGCACUGCCCCACAUGGUCUGCCAGUCACCUGGAGAAGUUGGGACCCCCUGCUCACCACCUGGAGGGAAACAUGGAUUGACUUGUGAAGACUCGUGUUACCUGAGGAAACAGCCCUGAAGAGGAGGAGGAAAGAAAAGGGGUCAGGAAUGGCUGUCACUGAGGGUCCGCUGACAUUCAGGGAUGUGGCCAUAGAGUUCUCCCAGGAGGAGUGGAAGUGCCUGGUCCCUGCUCAGAGGGCUUUGUACAGGGACGUGAUGCUGGAGACCUACAGGAACCUGGUCUCCCUGGUCUGUGGCAGUGUUUUCAGUCACAAAUCUUCCCUAGCAAAUCAUCAAAGAAUCCACUCCGGAGAGAAACCUUUCAAAUGCAAUGAGUGUGGCAAGGUCUUCAGCCGCAACUCAUACCUAGCAGAACAUCUGAUAAUGCAUACUGGGGAGAAGCCUCACAGAUGCAAUGAAUGUGGCAAAGUGUUUGGUCGCAGUUCACAUCUUGCAUGUCAUCGCAGAAUCCAUACAGGAGAGAAACCUUAUAAGUGUAAUGACUGUGGCAAAGUAUUCAGUCAAAAUUCAUACCUAGCAUGUCAUCGCAGAAUCCACACUGGGGAGAAACCUUACAAAUGUAAUAACUGUGGCAAGGUCUUCAGUCUGAAUUCAUCCCUAGCCCAUCACCGCAGGAUCCAUAGUGUAGAGAAGCCAUAGUCUUGUAAUCAAAGUGCACAGGGUGGUGCGUCUCACCUACUUCAGAAAAAGGCAGAAGGGUGGCAAGUGCAAAUCCAGUCUGGACAUAAUGGUGAGACUCUCUAAAUAUGAAAUAAAGGGCUCUGAUGUAGCUAAGUCGUAGAAUGACUGCCUAACACAUUUUGAGUCCCUGGGUUCAAUCCCUAAACCCCAGAAGAGGAAAAUAGUAAUGCAACAAAUGUGUUGCGGUCUUCAGUAACAUUGACAUCUCACAUAUCAAGCAUUUAUGGUGGAGAGAAACCCAAUGAAUGUGAUGAGGGUCACAAACCCUAUAAGGUGCAUCUGGCCUGGCCAAUAAUGUGAUCCACACCAAGAGGGCUAGGCAAAGUGUUCACUGACAUUUCCUAUCGUGCACAUUGUCAAUAUCUCCUCCUAGAAUAAAACCACAAAUGAAUUAGACAAAGUCUCAGUCAGCAUUCAAGCCGUGCAAGACCACUGAGAAUUCCUAGUGGAGAAAUUAUCUCCCGUGUGUAAUGACUAUAUAGAGUGAUCCAGGCCUCAUUUAUUUUUAUUUUAUUUUUUUUUUAAAGAGAGAGUGAGAGAGGGGGGAGAGAGAGAGAGAGAGA
Molecule: messenger RNA, 3132 nt
Organism: Ictidomys tridecemlineatus (thirteen-lined ground squirrel)
Lineage: Eukaryota; Metazoa; Chordata; Mammalia; Rodentia; Sciuridae
Source: RefSeq, a predicted model, not a curated record